Messenger RNA from Mycotypha africana, 441 nucleotides. Its product is annotated as small GTPase superfamily. The annotation marks the transcript as partial. Gene Ontology annotation, molecular function: GTP binding; GTPase activity. The transcript has 4 exons. NCBI's taxonomy places the organism in Eukaryota, Fungi, Mucoromycota, Mucoromycetes, Mucorales, Mycotyphaceae. The record is from RefSeq and is a predicted model, not a curated record.
GUAGGUAAAACUUCUCUUGUUAUACGAUAUAUAGAAAGGACAUUCUCGCCAAACUCGACGUCGACAAUUGGUGCUUCUUUCAUGACCAAAAAACAAACAGUAGACGAUUGUAAGGUCAGGCUGCAAAUUUGGGAUACAGCUGGACAAGAAAGAUUUCGAGCAAUGGCUCCUAUGUAUUACAGAGGUGCUCAAGCAGCUUUAUUGGUUUAUGAUAUCACAUCACAAGACAGUUUUGAAGAGUUAUCUUCUUGGAUUGAAGAGUUAAAACGGAAUAUGACCGAAGAGCUUGUUAUAUUAGUAGCAGCUAACAAAUUAGACUUAGCACAGAAUAGAAGGGAAGUAUCAUAUGAUGAAGCGCAGAAAUAUAUCACACGUGCCCUAGGACCAGAGGCAUUAAUCUAUGAAGUAUCAGCCAAAGAAGAUGACGGUAAAAUGGUUUAG